AUGGACAAGAGCAGAGUGCCACGGCUGGGUGAGCGUAACGUUGGCUUUCCAUUGGCAUUGACUGUCCUUUCCUUCCCAUUCUCCAUUUACAGAGUUAUUCGUCGUGCGGCCGAUUUCAUUAUUGCUUCGAGCAAUGCACCGACGAGUCACGAAGGCCAAGCUGGACUCAAGGCAUCCCAUCUGGACAACUUGAGUGCUGGUCCACAGCCACGCCACAAGAACAGACAGAGGCUUGCCGCCGCAUGGAAUGCUUUCCUCGACAUCGCUGGCUUGAAAGCUGAGGUGUGGAAUACUGUCCGCGACGUGCUCAAGGAUGCCAACCUCUAUCCGCAAGACAUCGAGGAGGAGAUGCAUCUCUUGAGCGCUGCAAACGCCAAGCGGUAUGGGAUAAGCCAGCAUACCAACUUCCUUGACGGAAGUGCAAUCUCAGUGGGCUCAGUCGAGCGGAUCAAGUCCAAGACUCGCCCUGGUGAUAUGAGUGACGAGGAACUCCGUGGAGACGGCGCUACCAUUUCUUCAGUGGCGCAGCCAGAACCAGUGAUAUCGCCACGGAUCCCACUUCGCCGCGAGUCGCUGCUCACCCUUUCCAAAAUGCUUCCAUCAAACUCAAGUCGAUCAAGUGACAGCAAUUCGUCUCAGCCAUGGCAGACGCAGGUUUCUCAGCUACGCAAGCACUAUGGAGGCGCUGCCGUCGCCUUCUCUCCAGUAACGACAUCUGGGUCAGCUGGAUCGAUCAUCUUCCACAAGCCGCAUCCAGAUCCCGAGCUCGACCCAGUCAUGCUUCAUGCGAUUGGAAAGCGUAUGCAUAAGUGGCUUGGCUGGAACUCGCGAAUGUGGUGGUUUUGGUUUGGUGUUGAUCUGCCCUUUGACACUCUGACCAAAUGUUGGAUUUGUGACCAGGACUGGAGAACUCUCACGCAGGUUCUUGUGAAACACCAUAAGCAAGAAGAUCCAUUAGAUAACAGUACAGAAGGCCACGCCAGGAAAGGCGACCGAAGGAUCAAAAAGAGCAACGUGUAA
Molecule: messenger RNA, 1020 nt
Organism: Pseudocercospora fijiensis CIRAD86
Lineage: Eukaryota; Fungi; Ascomycota; Dothideomycetes; Mycosphaerellales; Mycosphaerellaceae
Exons: 8
Coding region: 1-1020 (339 amino acids)
Source: RefSeq, a predicted model, not a curated record